This is a messenger RNA of Drosophila subpulchrella, 1819 nucleotides long. Its product is annotated as inhibitor of growth protein 2. Bases 196 to 1521 code for a protein of 441 amino acids. The transcript is spliced from 3 exons. The record is from RefSeq and is a predicted model, not a curated record. Gene Ontology annotation, cellular component: nucleus. Lineage: Eukaryota; Metazoa; Arthropoda; Insecta; Diptera; Drosophilidae. Gene Ontology annotation, biological process: positive regulation of DNA-templated transcription.
CAAUAAUAUACGCACACAUAGUACAGUCGCAAGUUGCGACUCGCAGCGCCAUAUAAAAAGUUGGAACUGAGUGGAAUCGGAGCGAUAUAUAUCCAGCCGAUCCCUUCCAGAGCGUCGGACAAGCAGCUCCCAACCGAUCCCACGUCCCCGAGCCGAUGUCGCGGCGGGAAUAGAGCGAUUCGCAGUCCAAACAACAUGAUAAACCCCAUUGCAUCCGAGUCGGAGGCCAUCAACUCGGCCACCUAUGUGGACAACUACAUCGAUUCCGUGGAGAAUCUGCCCGACGACGUGCAGCGCCAGUUGUCCCGCAUCCGCGACAUAGACGUCCAGUACAGAGGGCUCAUUCGCGACGUGGACCACUACUACGACCUGUAUCUGUCCCUGCAGAACUCCCCGGAUGCCGGGCGACGCUCGCGAAGCAUCUCGCGGAUGCACCAGAGUCUCAUCCAGGCGCAAGAACUAGGCGAUGAAAAGAUGCAGAUUGUCAACCACAUGCAGGAAAUAAUCGACGGCAAGCUGCGCCAGCUGGACACGGACCAGCAGAACCUGGACCUGAAGGAGGAGCGCGAUCGGUAUGCCUCGCUGCUGGAGGAUGGUCAGCCCUCGAAGCUGCAGCGCCUGCAGAGCCCCAUGCGUGAGCAGGGCAACCAGGCGGGCACCGGCAACGGUGGCCUGAACGGGAAUGGCCUGCUCACGGCCAAGGAUCACUAUGCCCUGGGCGGCUAUGCAGGUGGUGUUGUGCCCGGUUCCAGUGCCAUGCCCUCCGGCAACGGCGGCAGCUCAACGCCCAACUCGGAGCGCUCCAGCCAUGUCAGCAACGGAGGCAACAGCGGCUCCAAUGGCAACGUCAGUGGCAGCGGAGGAGGCGGCGCUGGCGGAGAUCUACAGCGCACUGGCAGCAAGCGCUCAAGGAGGCGAAACGAGAGCCUGGUCAACAAUGGCAGCUCUCUGGAGAUGGGCGGCAACGAGUCGAACUCGGCCAAUGAGGCCAGUGGCAGCGGUGGAGGCAGUGGAGAGCGCAAAUCAUCGCUGGGCGGAGUCAGUGGAGCGGGGCAGGGACGCAAGGCCAGUCUGCAGGCGGCGUCCGGAGGUUUGGCCAGUGGUUCUGCGGCUACAAGCAGUGGAGCUGCCGGAGGAGGCGGUGCUAGCGGCAGUGGAGCAGGCGUAGUCGGUGCUGGCAACAAUUCCGGCAAGAAAAAGAAGCGCAAGGUACGCGGCUCGGGGGCUUCAAAUGCCAAUACCAGCACGCGUGAGGAGACGCCGCCGGCGGAGACAAUCGAUCCGGACGAGCCGACCUACUGUGUCUGCAACCAGAUCUCCUUUGGCGAGAUGAUCCUGUGCGACAACGACCUGUGCCCCAUCGAGUGGUUCCACUUCUCGUGCGUCUCCCUGGUGCUGAAGCCGAAGGGCAAGUGGUUCUGCCCCAACUGCCGCGGAGAUCGGCCCAACGUGAUGAAGCCCAAGGCGCAGUUCCUCAAGGAACUGGAGCGCUACAACAAGGAGAAGGAGGAGAAGACCUAGUCUACUAGGCCAGCGAACCCAGCCCAUUGCUCUGUGUUUAACACCAGGCUCUGUAAAAUAUUCGAUCCUAAGAUUUACCUUAAUGUAUAUUUAAUGACUCGCGUCUACCCGCUCCCUCUCCGAUUUUCCCCCACUUUCAUCCAGUUUAGAUCCCCCUGCUUCAGUGGUUAAUGGUCGUCAGUUUUCAUUUAAAGUUUCUGUACAAAUAAUACCUUUCUCGAUGUAAACACAUACACAAACUCGUAUAAUUAGAGUACACCUAAACUUAAUUUACGUUAAUAAACGUUGAUAUUCAAAA